Mesocestoides corti is the source of this 6498-nucleotide messenger RNA. Lineage: Eukaryota; Metazoa; Platyhelminthes; Cestoda; Cyclophyllidea; Mesocestoididae. The record is from the annotation of a GenBank genome assembly.
AUGAACGUGGGCGUGAACUACAUGGCACUUGAUGAAGAGCGUCGGCGACAGGAGCACCUGCUUCGGGAACUUCGUGACAUCGAAGAGGAGAUCUCUUCGCCGUCCCUAAGCAACACCAAACUGCCCCAUUUGGCCUCAAUUGUUGGGACCGAGCUGAAACACAACACCAAGUGCCUUCAGUACUUGACGGGGAUAUCAGAACUGGAGCGAAGCAUCGGGGAAGUGGCGGCUCAUUUUGCCGAGAGGUCUGUUGAACUGAGCAACCCGAAUUCCCUGCACAAAGACGUGAUCACGUACAAGACGCUUACCGACAACGUGAAGAGCUGUUGGAACUACGUAGAUCAACUUUCAACUCUGGCCCAAAUCCAUCUGAGGGCGUCCGCCGAGUACCACCAAUUCUUCCACGAGGCUAACGAGAUUGAGGCAAAGUUGGCGAAACAACUCACCAUCGCCCAGAAGAUGCAGCAGUCAGCAGCUGCUCGACGAUCGCACAAGGAGGCCACCAAAGUGUCCAAUGAAAUUCGGGAACAACUAGAUAUGAUGCGGAGUCUGUGGAAGCGCAGUAUGGACCUGGUGAAGAGGAGCGAGAGCAUUGUGCCGAUACGACUGCGUUUAGGUGGCGUUGCCAGGGGCAGCGCGAUCGGCGACCCCAACAAUCGACCGGUGAUGGUGCGAGCUAUGGUCGGCCUCACUGGACCUGAUUACAGAAUCCAGAAGGGAGAACACCUGCGUCUGAUCGACAACAGACAAGAGACCCACUUGUGGCGUGUCCAGACGUCGUCCGGAGUAGUCGAAGUUCCCUCCAUUUGUUUCUGGCUCACAGACUGCGACACGGAGGCGACUGAGCGGGCAAUUAGCAUCAAGCAGCAGUGCAAGAAGACGUGGUUAGACAUCAUCAACUUGAUACGUCUGCGACUCUACUCGGUGUACACCGAUUUACUGGACCAGUUCAAUUCUCAAAGCCAAAUUGUUAUUUUAAACCGAGAAUUGAAUUGCCUUAAGGUCUACUGCUUCGAUGAGGAUGCGCUGAGAGCAUUCUUCCGUGAACUCCAACAAUACCUAAUUUCAACCGUGGGCCAAGAUGGUCGUCUCAAAGAUGCACUGGAAAUCUUCCAGAAGCGGGUGGUCAUCUCCAAAAUGAGAAACACGUUUUCACGAAUUUCUUCCUCACCAAUAGGAUUAGAGAGGCUCCAAUCGGAGGAUAUAAACCUCAGGGAAUCGGACAUUAUGCGCAUUCGAGCGCCACUGCUACGCCUCCAGGACCACCUCGUGGCUGCGGAUCAGAUGCAAGAAGACAUGAAGCGGAUCAACGAUCGCAUUACCGAAUAUCUGUCCGAAGUUGACAAUGAUCGUCGGCGAAUUGCCAAGACAUUGGACCACUUAACGCAAAUGACAAAACGCAGUGAGCAUCAGUUGAAGGCCAUGGUGGAUGAUAUGAAUCAGUGGAAAUUUGCUUCUGAAAACGGUCUUGACGCACACUCGAGUCGGCGCAUCAAAGUGGAGCCACUGCGUUUUCCGGAACAGGAUCGUCCUCGUAGCAGGAGCCAGCCCAGAAUGUCUGCCAUCCAAUCUACCUCAGAUUCCACCGCCUCUGACUCUGAGACAAUCAAUAUGCGGGCUCGAAAUAGGGCUGGCCGAGGCAAAGGUUACACCCUCCGCCUGGACGCCGUGGUACAACUGAACAACAGGAGUAAGAGCGUUGAAACUCAAAACCAAGACGGGUAUUACGGUGUGAGCGGGCGUCACCCCACGUCGCAUCGACACAAGUCCAUCCAACUUGGUCCGAUGGCAACGCAAAAACGCACUGUCAUGACCCAAAUUGGCUUCAGCUACACCGACGGUGGGGUGCAGGCGGACCCACAGACUCUGGAUUUGUACAACAUAGAAGUCAAUGGCACAAAACCACUGGCACGCACGCGGAGCCUGGCUUCGAGCUCAGAUGACGACGAUGGUCAUGAGUACAUUCCAGAAUUACCGGCGGCGAUUCCUCUACAGGCUGCACCUAAGAGUAGGGCAAGGCGAAAAUACACCUCGACAACACAGGCCGGUCAGCUGUCGAAGAAAAAGUCCGCCUCAAUGAGUAACUUAGUUAACAGUUGCACGCAACUAGGAACUUUGAAGUACAAUAAGGCCACUAGUCCGAUUCCAGGUCUAGAGCCACCAGAAUGUCAGUAUUGUCGUCCGCGAAAUCUCCUAACGUCCCAAACGCAAAUUGGUCCACUCUAUAGCCUAUCCGAGAGGUAUCAAUACGCUCCCCACUUGGAUGUUGCCUCAGAGCAAGAUGCUUCAAAGAAUCGUAUUUGUAAGAGGGUACAAUGCGGCUACCCGUGCCUAACGGAUCGUGUCAACCUGGCGUGUCAGUGUGACGUGCUUGGACCUACAACCGGGGACGUACAAGUGGCGAUCGGCCCUAAACUUGUGAACCAGCUCUACCAGACUCCAAUGAAACCGCCUAGGCAGAAACGGAUGAACAGUUAUGCUCAAAUUGGAACCCUCUACUCAAAUUCACAGCAGCAAGUCGGUGAGGCAGAACGUUAUCUGUCGUCAGCCUCAACGCAAAUCGGAUACGUCAACGCGGAACCGGUGAGCAGUUCAAUUGCUGGAGAGCCCGUUCCACCGGGAAGAAGCCGAGUGGUAGCCCAAUAUGAGAGUAGAAGUAUGCACGAUCUAAGCUCCUCUUCGGCCAUGAUUGACAGCAGACCGCUUCCAAACGAUCAAUACAUCGCUGGUGUGUCGAUGCGACCUCGUGCGGAGAACUCGGCAACCCAGAUCGGAACGAUCGUGUCUAAAACAUCUGUGCAGACGGAUAGCCACACUGACGACAGCGUAGUCUCGAAACGCAUUCAAACUGGUUACCCACAAUUGUACGGAAAGUCAGAAUCCUACACGCAGAUUGGGAGUCUCUAUAGACAAGCUGAUAUCAAUGUCGAGCCUGCUAUCGCGCCGAUAGUUGCAACUCAGCCUCCACUGCAGAGCGCACCCCCGGCAGCUGGAAUAAGGUACGACGACGCGACCCAGGUCUCACAGAUUCUGGCACACGACGAGGUACAGACUCGCGACCUCCCAGAGUUCCAUACUCGUCGACAAAGCAUGCAGGUACAGUCUAAGUACAAGCGGAAACCCAAACGAUCCUCGUCGAUGCCAUCGUUUUACCAGUCGACUGAAACCCAGGUUGGUCCAAUGGUCACCCAUGAGAGUCUCAGCCCCCUCGCCGACGACUACGAACCUGAGCCAAUCAGGCCGACAGAGGUCGUGCGUGUACGAUCCAUGCCCAAGACAACACGGAACAAGAGAGUCCAAUCACAGUGCUUGCCGACGAUUAGGAACGUGGAGAUGCAGGUUGGCCAGUUAUUCCAGACGAACGAAGUACAAACUGACAGAGCUGUCGACAGGUUUGAGGAUCAGGCAAUUGUGCCAACUUUGCUCUCAGUCCAGCAGAAGGCCGUUUCGAUGCCGGACGUGGGACUAGCUGAAACUCAGGCGUGCCCCGUUGUCCAUGGUAAGAAAGUGCAGGUCGCUAUCGCAAUGGACGAACACAUCCACGACAAGACACGCAACAAGAAAUUGCAAGUUAGCUUGGCUUCUCUUCGAGACAUGUACGAUGUGGAGGUGGAGACAUUGCCGAUUCUCCAGAAAGAACAUUUUGAUGUGAGCUGUGAUACCAUGAUUCUGCCGGAUAAUAUCUCCAAGAAAAUUCAGGUGUCGCUUCUCGAAGAGAAACCGCCGGCGAUUCAAAUGGUUGAGAAUCAGGCGCCACUGUAUGCGGCGAUGCCGACACGUUCCGUCAUGGAGCCUGCUGCAUCGGCCUAUUCACCUGAAACUCACGGCAAAAAGAUGCAAGUUGAUGUCCCCGCCGUCUUUUCAGCGCCUCCUUCUGUCGUGGACACUGGCUGUGAUGCCAUAUACGCCAAGGACUACUUCGACGCCCAAUGCCAGUGCGAGCCCCUUAAACCAGCGACGUUUGGGAAAAAACUUCAAGUCGAAAUUGCGACGAAUUCGGUGCCUCGGCAAACAACCGACGUGGCUUGCGAUCCGAUUGAGCCAGUCAAAACACUGGGAAAGAAAAUGCAGGUUGAAAUGGGCAUGCAGGCUGCCCCACUGGAAAAGGUCGUUAUCCAGACUGUUUCGAAGGAGGUGCAAGAUAAAAGCUGUGCAUUUGUCAAUGACACGCCGAUGUUCGAUGCUCACCAACAAACUGGUGAACUGGCUGAACCAGAACCUAUCCUCGUGGAAAAUGCCCCGGCUCCUGUAUUUGCGGCGCCACCGGAACCACAGAAGCCGGACGUGCGUGACAUCGCUUGCGAGGCCUUGAAAACAGAUCCUACCUACGAAGGUUUCACUCAAUCAGAAAAGGUGCCCACAUUUGGAAAGAAACUGCAAGUAGCCGUCGAAUUGCAACAACCUGUACCGACAAGUUAUGUAGUUGCUGCAUCGCAAGCGAUCUGCCAGGAGCCUUUAAUAAGUUUGCAGCAGCCGCGGACCGCAUUGCAAGUGUUCUCAGCACCGCCACAGGAAGCCGAAAAAGGUUCUGUUGAUACGGCGUGUGAAGCGUUAGAGAAUGCCGCCCUUUACGAUGCAAGUGUACAAGCAGCUGAAUUAGGCGUAAAUAAACCCGCAGUAGUGGGAAAGAAAUUGCAGGUCUCGCCACCUCUCCUUACAACAACAACAGUUCAGACGGAGAAUGUUCUAGACACAAAGCUGAUGCUGACGUAUGUGGGCGUCCAAACAGCAGACAUGCCUGCACCCGUCCCACAAGUUGUCCACCUUGAAGAAGCACCAAAGGUGUUUUCUGCACCUCCACCACAACCGCAGAUUCCGACUGAAGAUAGAGCUUGCGAAGCCAUUGUUAGCACUGCUGCAUUUGACGCUGGAGUCCAAGUUGCAGAGAUGCAACAAACGAAACCCGUGACAUUUGGAAAGAAACUGCAGGUUGCACCGUCUCCCUAUGCUAAAUUGCAAGUAAUUCCAUCUCCCUAUGCUGUGAGUGUCACUCAAACAACUACUGAACUUCCAGUUCCGCAACCUGUUCGCGUUGAGGAAGCACCGAAGGUGUUUGCUGCACCUCCACCGCAACCGCAGAUACCAACGGAAGACAGAGCAUGCGAAGCCAUUGUUGACACAGCUGCUUUUGACGCCGGGGUGCAGGCUGCGGAAGUGCAACAACCGAAACCAGUGGUGUUAGGAAAGAAACUCCAGGUGACACCGUCACCCUACGUUACCACUAUUUCUCAAACAACAGUUGAAUACCCAGUUCCACAACCUGUGCGCGUUGAGGAAGCACCAAAGGUGUUCGCCGCACCUCCACCGCAACCGCAGAUUCCGACUGAAGACAGGGCAUGCGAUGCGAUUGCAACCACGGCAGCAUUUGAUGCUGGAGUGCAGGCAGCAGAGGUGCAGCCACCAAAGCCAACUGUACUAGGAAAGAAACUGCAGGUUGCACUGUCUCCCUACGCUGUGAGUGUUACUCAAACAACCGGUGAUUUACCAGUUCGCGUUGCCGCGCCUCCACAACAACCGCAGAUUCCAACUGAAGAAAAAGCUUGCGAAGCCAUGGCAAGCACUGCUACAUUUGACGCUGGGGUGCAAGCCGCGGAGGUGCAAAAAGCGAAACCGGUAACAUUUGGAAAGAAACUGCAGGUUGCACCGUCUCCCUAUGCUGUGAGUGUUACUCAAACAACUGCUGAUAUUCCAGCUCCACAAACUGUACGCGUUGAGGAAGCACCGAAGGUGUUUGCUGCACCUCCACCUCAACCGCAGAUUCCAACAGAAGACAGAGCAUGCGAUGCCAUUGUUAGCACUGCUGCAUUUGACGCUGGAAUACAAGCUGCUGAAAUGCAACCGGCAAAGCCAGUAUCACUAGGAAAGAAACUGCAGGUAACACCGUCACCAUAUGCCGUGAGUGUCACUCAAACAACAGCUGAAUAUUCAGCUUCAAAAAUGGCUCCUGUGUUAGCACCUGUUCUUACAACAACCACCGUUCAGACGGAGCUCGUUCAGGAAAGAAAGCUGCAGAUGACGUAUGUUGGCAUUCAAACGGCCGACAUUUUGCCUCAACCUGCACCUCAAGUUGUCCGCGUUGAGGAGGCACCGAAGGUGUUUGCUGCACCUCCACCACAACCGCAGAUUCCAACUGAAGACAGAGCAUGCGAAGCCAUUGUUAGCACUGCCGCAUUUGACGCUGGAACACAAGCCGCUGAGAUGCAACCGUCAAAGCCAGUAUCACUAGGAAAGAAACUGCAGGUAACACCGUCACCAUAUGCCGUGAGUGUCGCUCAAACAACAGCUGAAUAUUCAGCUCCAAAAAUGGCUUCUGUGUUAGCACCUGUUCUUACAACAACCACCGUUCAGACGGAGCUCAUUCAGGAAAGAAUGCUGCAGAUGACGUAUGUUGGCAUUCAAACGGCCGACAUUUUGCCUCAGCCUGCACCUCAAGUUGUCCGCGUUGAGGAGGCACCGAAGGUGUUUGCUGCACCUCCACCACAACCGCAGAUUCCAACU